Linum trigynum is the source of this 5369-nucleotide messenger RNA. NCBI's taxonomy places the organism in Eukaryota, Viridiplantae, Streptophyta, Magnoliopsida, Malpighiales, Linaceae. The record is from the annotation of a GenBank genome assembly.
UCAUAGACGGGUUAACCAAACUAAACAAAACUGACAGGACAGGGCUAAUUUGUAAUUACUUCAUUCCAAACGACGUGGUUUUAUCUCGGGGACAGAAAACCUAAUUGGCGCCUUUGUCAUUGUUGUAUUUCAGUUUCUGCCUCCUCGUCCCCGCCUCCCCCUUUUUCUCUCUCGGUCCGGUGCCUGAACCCCGCAGCGGCAGCACUCCUCCCCUCUCCUAUUUUCUUCGUCGCCACCGACCCUCCGUUGUUCCGUACUUCGUUAUCGUCUUUCGUCGGCCAUCUCCUUCUUCCAAAAUCUCAGUCUCACUGUUCUUCUAUCAAGCUCGUGCGCCAUAAGAAGAAAGCAACCUUUGCACCAAAUUCGUAAGUGCUGGCGUUCCUUCUCUCUUUCUACUCUCAUCGUGCUCGCCAUUGACUCUUUCUCAUUGUUGAAUGCUUGUUUGCCCUUAUUCUGUUGUUAAGAUAGAAAGCUUAGGUUCGUGGAACAUUAUGUACUUGUUGAUUAUUAGUUUGUACUCGAGUGAUACGCAAUGAAGUUGUGAUUAAUAGGGGGUUUCGUAAACCGGUAAAUGAUAUUUAGAGUUUGUUGAAAGCUUGAUUUUGAGUUAAUUGAACCAAUUAGCUUUGUUUUGAUUUAGAUUUCGUAGACUAUUAUCAACCAGGUUGUGAUGGCUGAUGACAAAGUUUUUUUAUGCUCCUCUGCAGGAUCUUUCUUUAGAAACUAGCUAUGAAUUACCGAUUUCAAAAUCUGCUUGGAGCUCCUUACCGGGGAGGGAAUGCCACAGUCACUCAGAAUACUCAGCUAAUCUCUUCAGUUGGAAACCGUGUUUCUAUCACAGACCUCUUGAAGUCCCAAACCAUUACACUUCCCUUCCAAUCGUCCUCGAACAUACGCCGGCUUGCAGCCUCACCCGACGGUACAUUCCUCCUAACCGUCGACGAGAACAACCGUGCUCAGUUUGUUAACAUUCCAGCCCGGGUAUCCCUUCAUUGUAUACAUUUCAAGCAUGGGGCUGUACACGCUGUCCAAUUCAGUCCUGAUGGUAAAUAUAUCGCGGUGGCUACUGGCAAAUUAGUUGAAAUCUGGUUGUCUCCUGGCUUUAAGAAGGAACCCUUUGCCUUCCACUUGGUGAGGACCCUUGCAGAUUGUGAGGCUACAGUCACGGCAUUGGAAUGGAGUUUAGAUUCUAAAUAUCUGCUUGUUGGCUCUAAGGAUUUAACUGCAAGACUCUUUUUUGCUGAGAGGCUGAGGGAAGGUGCAAUGAAUAAGCCAUAUUUGUUUUUAGGACACAGAGAUACUGUUGUUGGUUGUUUCUUUAAGUACAGUAAGAAUAGUAAUACCCCAAACAGAGCUUACACCGUUACACGCGAUGGUUACAUAUUCAGUUGGGGUUAUGGUGGCCUUGAUGGUGCUGCAGAUAAUGAUAAGCUCCAGGAUGAUGAGCCUCUUUCCCCAGGAACACCAGAGAGAGGCGGGGAAGAAAUUUUGAGUGAUGGAACUGAAAUUAAUGCGAAGAAAAGAAAGAACCAUGAUUUGAAAGGGACUGACCCUUCUUUGAAAGAGUACUUGCAUAAAGGGAAAUGGGAGUUGCUUCGGAAAGAUGGAUUUAUGCAAUCACCAGCAAAAGUCACUGCAUGUGAUUACCAUAGGGUAUUGGAUAUGGUUGUAGUGGGAUUUUCCAGUGGUGUUUUUGGGUUAUAUCAGAUGCCAGAUUUUGUUUGCAUCCACCUAUUGUCAAUAUCAAGGGAGAAGAUCACCACAGCUGUGUUUAAUGAGAUUGGUAAUUGGUUAACUUUUGGGUGUGCGAAGUUGGGGCAAUUGCUGGUAUGGGAGUGGAGAUCCGAGAGUUAUGUGUUGAAGCAACAGGGUCAUUAUUUUGAUGUCAACUGUUUGGCUUAUUCACCAGAUUCUCAGUUGUUGGCUACUGGAGCAGAUGAUAACAAAGUCAAGGUGUGGACUGUUUCGUCGGGGUUUUGCUUUGUAACGUUCUCAGAGCACACCAAUGCUGUUACUGCCCUUCAUUUUAUGUCCAAUAAUCACUGCCUGUUAAGUGCAUCUCUAGAUGGAACUGUACGUGCAUGGGAUUUAUUCCGCUAUCGGAAUUUUAGGACAUUUACUACUCCGUCAUCAAGACAAUUCGUGUCUUUGGCAGCAGAUGAAAGUGGUGAAGUAAUUUGUGCAGGGACACUAGAUUCCUUUGAGAUAUUUGUUUGGUCAAUGAAGACUGGGCGUUUGUUGGAUGUGCUCAGUGGUCAUGAAGGUCCUGUUCAUGGGUUGAUGUUUUCUCCAACAAGCGCAAUCUUGGCAUCAUCUUCCUGGGACAAAACUGUUCGCUUGUGGGAUAUUUUUGAAGGAAAAGGCGCUGUUGAAACGUUCUCUCACACACAUGAUGUUCUGACGGUAGUUUAUCGUCCAGAUGGGAAGCAAUUGGCUUGCAGCACAUUAGAUGGUCAAAUUCAUUUCUGGGAUCCAAUUGAUGGCUCUCUAAUGUACACCAUUGAAGGUCGAAGGGAUAUUGCUGGAGGCCGCCUCAUGACUGAUCGCAGAUCAGCUGCUAAUUCAACAGCAGGGAAAUGCUUCACAACUUUAAGCUUCUCUGCUGAUGGGAGUUACAUUUUGGCUGGUGGAAAUAGCAAAUACAUAUGCAUGUAUGAUAUUGCUGAUCAGGUUCUCUUGCGCCGGUUUCAAAUAACUUUUAAUCUUUCGAUGGAUGGAGUGCAUGACUUCCUGAACUCCAAGAAAAUGACUGAUGCUGGUCCACUCGAUUUGAUUGAUGAUGAGGAUAGUGAUGCAGAGGAAGGUGUUGAUAUACAAACUCGGGGCAAGUUGGGUGGUGAUUUACCUGGGGCCACCCAAAAUCGAGGAAGGCCUAUAAUUCGAACAAAAUCCCUUAGGAUUGCACACACAGGGCGAAGCUUUGCCGCUGCAACAACUGAAGGGGUUCUAGUUUAUUCAGUUGAUGAAUCUUUCAUAUUCGACCCCACUGAUCUCGACAUUGAUGUGACACCAGAGGCGGUUAACCAGGCACUGAUUGAAAAUCAACCAAGCAGGGGUCUAAUCCUCAGCCUACGACUGAAUGAAGAUUCGCUGAUUAAAAAAUGUGUAUUUGCUGUAAGCCCCGCAGAUGUAGCAACUGUUGUGUCAUCGAUUCCUCAUAGAUACCUACAGAGGUUAAUAGAUGUGUUUGCUGAUCUCUUGGAAAGCUGUCCUCAUCUGGAGUUUAUACUUAAUUGGUGUCAGGAGCUAUGCAAAGCUCAUGGUAACUCGAUCCAACAGCAGUCCAGAAACCUCCUUCCCGCUUUAAAAUUCUUGCAGAAGGCCAUCACCAGAAUACAUCAGGAUUUGGCUGAUACAUGUUCUUCCAAUGAAUAUAUGCUUAAAUAUUUGUGCUCUACAACCACAAGCAAGUGAAGUGUACUGUCAUAUUUGGUCGGGAACACAGUUUUAGCAGCAUGAGUGUGGAGCUGAAGGUAUGAUGCACUUUGGAGCAACAACUGAAGGAAACCAGUAAAUGCGACGAGGAUGGAAGCAUGAAAAAAAGAGGUUAUCAAUUUUUUUCUUCUGCCUUUUCUGUUUUCCAAGUUGGGCCGAAACUCCUUCUGUUGUAUCAAUGUCCCAUAGCAGGUCAUGCAAAAUUAUUAUUAGAAAAACAUGAUAAGAGGUUAACAAUUGUGAGAAGUGACUUUGGUCCCUCGACCUCCCACCAAAUUUUUUUAUUAUUAGAAAAAUUAUAUGUUGUAAGCCUCCUCCCGAUUAUGGGAUUAAUAUCAGUAAAAUUGUUAUUAGAAAAACAUGAUAUUCGAUAAAAGUUUGCAAGGUAAAAGUAGAUAAAGUUUCUUUUAACCCUACAAAGAAUAUAUGUAAUUCCUAAAUUACAAUAGAUGUAAAAGUAGGGCUACAUACAAGCAUACAUGUCUCUCACAAAAAAAAAAAAAAAAAAAAAAGCUCUUUCACCACUCUCGUGAGAGCCCAAAACGUGACCGCUUUGCUGUAUCUCUGUAUGCAAAUCCUAUUUACACAAAACCAAUGAGACCAGCAAAGGAACAACUAAAUGCUUUGGUUCCCAUGAGAGUUCGAAGGCUGAAAAACUUGCAAAGACUACUGUACUUAAAGUGUAAUGGUGGCCCAUCUUUUUUGACUUAUUACAAAGAAAUUAAUGUAUGCUUAAUUAUUCAUCGUUGGCUUAAUUAUUCUUUAUAAUAAUUAGUAGGAGGCCACGGCUAUCUGAUUCGUCUCCGCUUCACUGAUCGGCAAGAAGCUCACUCGUUUCUGCAACAAAAAAUAGCAAAUGUAUACACAAAGUUAAGGGACAAGAUAUUCCAUAAAUUGAGGAAAGGCAAGUGGAAGGAAUACUUUUUGACUAAUAUGUGUAGCCGUCAAAAGAGACGAGAAAGUAAUCCCUUUCAUUUCUCCAAUGGCAACUAAAGGGGAACGUGAAGAUGAUGAGACAAAGUCAGGCGGAGAAGGUUGACUAUGUCCACAACACGACUUGGCUUGGCUUAUUAAUUGGGCGACGUGGGGGUUCACAGGCGACAAAUGCAUAUGCAUGGAGAGAUAAUAAUAAUAAUAAUAAUAAUAAUAAUAAUAAUAAUAAUAAUAAAAAUAAUAAUAAUAAUAAUAAUAAUAAUAAUAAUAAAUUAAGCACCCCCUCCUACAGAACAUGUUAAGAAAUGAUUUGUUAAGUCGCUGUUUCUCUUGAAACCUCAUUUUCCUCUAAAGAGUAACCAUUUUCCAAACCAAACAUUUGACAUUACUUCCGUCAACAACCCAUCUUCGUUUUUCGACGUCAUGAUUCCCUCAUUUCCGCAAUCAAAGCAAGGAAAGUUUUUCUUUUAACAAACAAAAAAUGAAGGCCAUAAAAUCACCUUCGUGUUACAUGUAAAGGGAACAAGGUUAGUUACAUUUUUACUGAGGAUUUUUUUUUCUUCAUAUUUAUUGUUAUUUUGCAAAACUUAUUUACUCAUCUCCAAUAAAAAUAUUUCCCAAAACAAUGUGUCGUUGAACAUUUUUUUUUAUAAACGAAUAGAAACACCUAGUGCGCGAAUUAGGCAAAACGAACCCAGUUAUCACUCAGCUUGACAAGAUACACAGCCUCAUAAAAGUUGAACACAAACGUCUUCAAUUGAUAGUGAAUUUUUGCAAUCGAGCCAGCCCAGUUGAGACUCUUGAUCCAAACUAUCCCAAUAGUUUGGAGAAUAUUGCCUAUGAUUUGGCUAUAAAACACUACGGGGUCGUUUGGAGAACAAGAUUUGGAUCGUGGAUUUAUUGAAUCCAUAGAUUUAGAAAAAUGUUAUGUUUUUUUGUUACUUUUUGUAUCGUGGAUUGUAACUUCAGAGAUUUUAAAUCUAUAAAAUCUAGAGAUAUCA